CACGAUACGAUACAAUCAUACAAUACCAAUUACGAUACGAUACGAUAUUUUCAUUUCAAUUCAGUUCUCGUAAUUCUUUUGCCCGUGGGGCCCACCACCCUUUGACGUCUCCCACGUGGCCGGGUUCGAGUUAUCCGGAUGUUAUUCUUAUUUGGACUACGGUGUCGUGUAGUGGUAGUUUUCUCUUUGGCCUUUUUGUUUAAUUAUUAAUUAAGUAAAUGAAUAAGAAAGAAGGGAGAGGAGAAGAUUGGGGGAUGGGAAAAGGAGUGAUUUUCAUGGAAAAUUGAGGGUUGUUUUGUUUGUUUGUGGAAGAUGAUGAUGGAAUGAAGCUGACAAAAUUCAUUCGUGGUUGCGUGUUCUGUUUAAUAUAUAUAGUAUAUGAUUUUCAAAUGUGGAUUUGUUAACGUAGGGUGGAGUGCGCACCCAGUGUGUGGGAAACGAUACCAUUUCAUAAUAAAGGCAAAUGGGAGUUCCAUUGGAGGAUAUCAUAAACCAUGCAUGUGCUGUGGAGAUGUCUUGCAUCUCUGUGAGUCUAAAUGCAAGUCGUGCAAUCAUGUAACGAGCACAGAUGAUGUAGAAGAUUGGGUGUACCAGCAGUUAGAGAACAAUACUCAUCUCUUACACGCUGUGGUUCACUCCAAUGGUUAUGGGCAUCUACUCAGGGUCAAUGGAAGAGAGGGUGGUUCGAGGCACCUAUCGGGAUGCCAUAUUAUGGAUUUUUGGGAUCGAUUUUGUAAAAUGCUUGGAGUCAGAAAGGUAAGUGUGAUGGAUGUGUCCAAGAAGUACGGGCUCGAGUAUCGGCUGCUUCAUGCCAUCACCAAAGGUCAUCCAUGGUAUGGCGAGUGGGGUUACGAAUUUGGUGCUGGUAGCUUUGCUGUGACUCUUGAUGCCUACAAAAUGGCUGUUGAAACCCUCUCCAGCCUGCCCUUGUCAAUCUUUUCAUCUCAAGGACGGAAGCCCCGUUCGCACCUGCAGGACAUAAUUUCAUAUUAUCAGUCUUUGUCGGAGCGUAAGCUUUUAAAUGUGAGAGAUCUCUUCAGGUUUCUGAUGAGCUUAAUUCACAAUGUUCGCAAGUCAUCAUCAACCAUUAAUGAUGUAUCGGAUGAGAAGCAGCAGUCAAGGGUCUUGUGCUCGUGGACGAGAAGCGAUGUUACACGUGUUGAAGAAGCAAUGUUAAAAGUGCUACAUGCGGUAUCCGGGUCGAAUUGGGUAACUUGGCGCACCCUUAGGGGGGCUGUGUGCAAAGCAGGACCACCAGAACUCCUUGAUUAUUGUCUUAAGAAUCUUGGAGGGAAAGUAUCAUCUGAUGGGAUGGUUGUUAAUGCUCAACGCAAUCCUCAAUCAGGUGCUUUCGAAUACAGAAUCGAGCCUGGCAGCGGCAUUUCAUCGGAUACAGCCACUGUUUGCACCGAAUCGUCCAUCUCUAACUACCCAUCUGAAGAAAAUCUUCUGUUGGACUUGAGAUAUUUGUACGAAGCCAUGCUCCAUCCACAUUCUAUGGUUAACUAUGGUCCCCAAGCAACAAGGGAUGCAGCGGUAAGCUCGGCGGAGAAGCUCAUAGACUGUAAGCAGUUUGUGAAAGAUUAUAAACCCGAGAAGCUAUCGACUAAGUUGAAUCCUUCUUCGAUAUGCCUCUCGUGCGAGGUUGAAGUCGUGGAGGACUUGAAAGACAAUUCUUCAAGACCCCCUUGGGAACUAGUAGUACUUCCAUCUAAUGCAACCAUGUCUGACCUGAAGCUGGAAGCAUCAAAAGCUUUCCAAGACGUAUAUUUGAUGUUCAGAAGGUUUCAAGUAGAAGAAAUAGUCGACCAUGGCGGUGUAGAUGAUUCCACCCAGGUCAAGUUGUUGUUCGGACAAUCGGAGUCCGUACGUGUCCGAGGAAGAUGCGGAGUGAAAACUGCGCUGAACAGGUUUCGAAUGGAGAGGGGGGUGGAAAGGUGGACUGUCGAUUGCAGUUGCGGAGCCAAGGACGACGAUGGCGAGAGAAUGCUAGCGUGCGAUCUCUGUGGCGUUUGGCGGCAUACAAGAUGUUCAGGAAUCCAAGACUCGGACAACGUCCCGGGGAAAUUUGUAUGUUAUAAAUGCAGAAGCUCGAUCGUUGCGAUGAAUACGAGCGGGGAGACAGAGGCGGAUACUCUUUCGAAACUAGGCUACGUUAGUUGAGAUCUGUAUGGAUGUAUAUAGUUUUGGUUUCAGUUUUUUUUUCUUUUUUUGGUUCUUGUUUGGUGGUGGGGGUGGGAGAAGGAGAAUGUGUACAUGUGAAGAAGUUUGGCCGAAAUCUCUGAUUAGAUGUGUUUCCUAGUUUUGUUAUUCUUGUACAUGUUCAACUGAUGGCGAAACUUGGGAUUUAUGUGACCACGGAUCGGAAAAACCAAAGAAAAAAAAAGAGAAAAAAGAGAUGGAAUUUACCAACUCUUUCAAAUUCA
This is a messenger RNA of Momordica charantia (bitter melon), 2426 nucleotides long. Lineage: Eukaryota; Viridiplantae; Streptophyta; Magnoliopsida; Cucurbitales; Cucurbitaceae. The record is from RefSeq and is a predicted model, not a curated record.